Molecule: messenger RNA, 2260 nt
Organism: Ornithodoros turicata
Lineage: Eukaryota; Metazoa; Arthropoda; Arachnida; Ixodida; Argasidae
Product: malonate--CoA ligase ACSF3, mitochondrial-like
Exons: 7
Coding region: 359-2122 (587 amino acids)
Biological process (GO): fatty acid metabolic process
Molecular function (GO): medium-chain fatty acid-CoA ligase activity
Source: RefSeq, a predicted model, not a curated record
CAUUUAUCCGCGCUUUCGGGGAAGUGAUACGUGAUGCUUUUCGCUCUACCGUGUUCUUCCGAAUCAUGGCCAGACUAUGCUAGCUACCACAGCCAGACUGCUGUUAAAUUAAUUCUUGCUGCCAUACUUGUCAUUAUUACUUGUUUUGAUAAUGCAAGAAAUAAAUGAUUUUUCAAAGUUUCGCUUGAGUAUAUGCUUCAAACAUUUCUUUCUACUUAACUUCCUAUUCUUAUCAAAUAUGCAGAUUUGAUCGUUAUCUCGGUAGUAGCAGCAGCAGGUAGCAGCCUCCAUUGCAUACCAUUUGCUCUUCCUUGGUGCUGUGGCUGUUUUUUACUUGAAGUGUUGCUGAGACAAGCUAAUGUGUUCUCCAAAUAUGACUCUUCCACGACAGUACCUGAGGCUACGACAUGUCUGGACACGCAGCACUUCCAGGAGUCGUCCUGACGAAUUUUUUACUGUGCAAAAAAUUUCUAGAAAAUGUUCAACAUCAAACAAAGUCUCCCUAGAAUUCCUUCCUCCAUUUUGCCCUGUAUUUGGAAAUGUUCAAGAUCAUUACAAUAGAGUCGCUGUAAUAGACUCUAUGGGCACGCACAGCUAUUUGAAAUUGUUGCGGUUCAGUCAAAGCAUCGAAGAUCAAUUGAGGCACAUCAUAAACAGUAAAAAUCAGACAAGGAUAGCAUUUCUCUGCCCUAGUGAUAUCAGAUAUGUUGCCACACAGUGGGCUUGCUGGCUCAGUGGAAAUGUAGCAGUUCCACUAUACCACCAGCAUCCUAAUGCUAUGCUGGAGUAUUACAUCAAGGACUCUCAGUCAUCAGUGCUAGUGACAACAAGGGAAUAUGCUGAACGGAUUCAGCCACUUGGACGGCAGCUUGGAUUGCCAGUCAUCAUACCUGAGGUGCCCGACGAUGAAAAUGCUCUUCCUUUUGGCAAAAACCAAUGGGACGACCUCAAAGAAAAAGAUGCAUUGAUGAUGUACACAAGUGGGACAACAGGACCACCAAAAGGUGUAGUGCUAUCCUUUGGAAACAUUCACUUCCAAACCUCACAAAUAAGACACGCUUGGGAAUGGACUUCGAAUGAUGUUAUGCUGCAUGCACUACCACUGCAUCAUACUCAUGGCAUCAUCAGUGGAUUGCUCACUCCACACUACUCUGGAGCCACAUGCUUCAUGUUACCCAAGUUUGAUGCUGCUGAGGUAUGGAAGCACUUGCUUCAUCACGACAACAACAAACCACCCGUAUCAGUAUUCAUGGCUGUUCCAACAAUGUACACAAAACUGGUUGAAUACUACAACCAGCACUUGCGUAACCGGAAAGAAACUUCACCGGAAGCAGUAAAGGAGACCUUUACAAAAAAUAUAAGGUUUGUCAUCAGUGGAUCAGCUUCUCUACCACAGCCAGUCUUAGAAAACUUUCAGGAUAUAACAGGAAUGACCAUACUAGAGAGGUACGGAAUGACUGAAGUUGGUGUUCCAUUGUCAAAUCAGCUGCAUGGAAAAAGGCACCCAGGUUGUGUUGGCUACCCAACUGCUGGUGUAGAAGUCUGCAUUGCAGAACUUGAUGAAAGUCAGAAAAAUGGCUAUAGACCUAUUGUGAUUGGGAAUUCCAAAGGAAGCACGAUAAUGGGAAAUAAAAGUGACACAUCAGGAGAACUGUUCAUACGGGGAGGAAAUGUGUUCAAGUGUUACUGGAAACGACAAGAGGCAACGAAGAAUUCUUUUACAAAAGACGGGUGGUUCAAAACAGGUGACAGUGCUGAGUGCAUUGAUGGUGUGUACAAGAUUCUCGGCAGGACCUCUGCAGACAUAAUCAAAACAGGCGGCUACAAAGUUAGCGCCUUGGAUGUGGAACGCCAUCUUCUGUCACACGAAAAUAUCAAGGAGUGUACUGUAGUUGGAGCUCCCGACGACGUAUGGGGGGAGAGGGUUGCGGCAGUUGUUGUUUUAAAAGAUCAGUCGAAAGAGCUAAAACUGGAAGAACUUCGUGCCUGGUGUAAGGAGCUAAUGCCACCCUACAAUGUGCCUAGCAUUCUCCACUGCGUCUCAUCCCUCGAACGUAAUUUUCUCGGGAAAGUAAAUAAGAAAGAACUAGUCAAAAAGAUGUGGCCAACACCUUUGAAAUAAAGUAAGUUUCACUCUACACACAGGAUAUAUGAAAAAAAAAAAUGGCUGUCCUUAUGCUUAUAACAGUAACAAAUGCCAUUGUGUGGUCAGACCAUAAACAUUCAAUAAAAGAAAUAAAACCUUGUAACCCACUGGUCA